Messenger RNA from Hemicordylus capensis (graceful crag lizard), 973 nucleotides. Its product is annotated as lens fiber membrane intrinsic protein-like. Bases 61 to 582 code for a protein of 173 amino acids. The transcript is spliced from 5 exons. The record is from RefSeq and is a predicted model, not a curated record. Gene Ontology annotation, cellular component: plasma membrane. Gene Ontology annotation, molecular function: structural constituent of eye lens. NCBI's taxonomy places the organism in Eukaryota, Metazoa, Chordata, Lepidosauria, Squamata, Cordylidae.
AGAGAGAACAGUGGCACAGACAUUGGUGUUUUCCUGCGGGCGCCACUGGAUUAGACCAGGAUGUACAGCUUCAUGGGCGGGGGCUUGUUCUGCGCUGCCGUGGCAAAUAUCCUGCUGGUGGUGUCCACCGUGACGGACUACUGGAUGCAGUAUCGGCUCGCUGGCAUCUUUGCCCACCAGGGACUCUGGAAAUACUGCUUCGCUGGGAAAUGCUACCUCCAAAUGGAGAGCAUUGCUUACUGGAAUGCCACCCGGGCCUUCAUGAUCCUGUCAGCGCUCACCUGCUUUGCGGGCGUCCUCACAGGGAUCCUGUCCUUUGCCCAGUUCUCCGCCUUCCAGCGUUUCAACCGAUCGUUUGCUACCAGCGUUCUCUUCUUCGCUUCCACACUAUUUGUCCUCCUAGCGAUGGCGAUUUACACCGGGGUCACGGUCAGCUUCCUGGGCAAGCGAUUUGGAGAGUGGCGUUUUGCGUGGUCCUACAUCUUGGGCUGGGUCGCCCUUCUGAUGACCUUCUUUGCAGGUAUAUUUUACAUGUGUGCCUACAAGAUGCACAAAUGUCAGCAACUGGCUGUCGCCAACUAGGUUUACUACAUUCCUUGUGGGCUCUGCGAUGAACAGAUUCCAGUGGGAUUCCAGUGGUGGCCUACCGUGCAGGGUUGUUGUGAGUGAUGAAUGUGAAGCAUUUGGAAGAGGAGUCCCCCACCCCAGAAUGAAGAUGCAGAGGCAAGGAAACGGUGCCAAAUGUCUGAAUGGGGCUCAUGACAGUGCCCCGGCAGAAAAGGAAACGGUGGAUCAGAAACCAUACAGUCUUUCAAGGUUUAUUCUAGCUUGCAGCUAGACAUAUUUUCUGCAGUGCAAGCAAACCAACCAGCCAUGCAGUGGGAAAGUUUUUGUGUAGCUGGGCUUGUGGAAUCCAACACGGAAGUAAAUGGUUCCUUAAAAGGAACAGAGAAGAAAAGGAAACAGAAUAAAA